CGCAAUACGUCACUUCAAUUUCGUAAAAGAGGGAAUCAGAAGCCCAGGGAAAAGUAGGUCGUCAGUAUUGAUUUUUACCUAAUAUUCGACAAACAAAGACCUAACUUGCAUCGUUGGGAGCAGAAUAUACGUCGCAGUGUAUCCGUGGAAGUUGAACGUGCAGGAUGCCUGAUGCGGAGUCGGUGGGUUCGACGGUUGAAAAUGUCCGGGUGGUGGUUCGGGUGCGGCCGAUGGACCAGCGCGAGAAGAUGGAGGGCUCCUACAACUGCGUUUCGGUAGACUCUGUGAACAACACCAUCGCCGUGACCAGAAGCAACGCCUCGCCGCCGGAGCCUCCGCGGAUCUACGCCUACGAUGCAGUUUUCGACUAUGAUACCAGCCAGAUGGACAUCUACGUGCAGACAGCGAGCCCCAUAGUGGAGCAAGUGGUGCGCGGCUACAAUGGUACCAUCUUCGCUUACGGGCAGACCGGCACCGGCAAGACGUACACAAUGGCGGGCUCCAACACCGCCCCAGAGCUGCGAGGAAUCAUACCGAACUCGUUCGCACACAUCUUCAGUCAUAUCGCCAAAGCGAAGGAUGAUGAGAAGUUCCUAGUAUGCGUGACAUACUUGGAGAUCUACAACGAGGAAGUACGUGACCUGCUCGGGAACAACCCGCACCAGAGCCUCGAGGUCAAGGAGCGCCCUGACAUCGGCGUCUUCGUUAAAGACCUCACUGGGUACGUGGUGCACAAUGCCGACGAGUUAGAGAAGAUAAUGUCAGUGGGCAAUAAGAAUCGUCAUAUCGGCGCGACCGCAAUGAAUAUUGAAAGUUCCCGUUCACAUGCGAUAUUCUCUAUUACCGUGGAGAGCAGUAAGAAGGGCAGUGAUGGAAAAACGCAUGUCAAGAUGGGCAAACUGCAUCUUGUCGAUUUAGCGGGCUCUGAGCGUCAGAGUAAGACGCAGGCGACCGGCACUCGGCUGAAGGAGGCCAGUAAGAUCAACCAGUCGCUGUCGGUGUUGGGCAACGUCAUCUCCGCGCUGGUGGACGGCAAGUCCACGCACAUCCCCUACCGGAACUCCAAGCUCACUCGACUGCUGCAGGACUCGCUUGGAGGAAACUCCAAGACUGUUAUGAUAGCAACAAUCGGUCCAGCGGAGUCGAACUACGUGGAAACAAUCAGUACUCUACGAUACGCGAACCGCGCCAAGAACAUUGAGAACAAGACGCACGUUAACAGCGAGCCCGGAGACGCACUACUCACCAGAUUCCAACAAGAAAUCGAUCAACUCAAAAAACAACUGGAAGAGACUGCUAACGUAGAAAUGGAAGAAGAGGAGGAAGAGGAUGAGUGCGGGGAGGAGGAGCUGAGUGACGACACCCUUACCGACCCUGAGCUGGACUGCCUCGACCCUGAGGAUAGGAAGAUACAACGAAACAUCAGGAGAGAGGAGAAGGCCAAAGUAAAUAGAGAGAAGGCGCACCAGGCGCGGAAAGUUCUGGAAGAGAAGAAAGCUGAACUGCAAAAGACUAAGAAGCAACAAGAGGAGCUGAAAGAGAAGUUGCAGCGCUUGGAGUGUAAAGUGCUGGUGGGAGGAGAGAACUUGCUGGACAAGGCGGACGCCCAGCGCCAGCUGCUGGAGCAGGCCGCUAAGGAGCUGGAGCAGCGCACCCUCAACGAGCUGAGGCUGCAGGAGGACUUGCAGAAGAAGGAGGCGGAGCGGCUGGACCUGGAGGAGCGCUACUCCAGCCUGCAGGAGGAGAACGCAGCCAAGACGAGGAAGCUGAAGCGAGCUGUGCAGCUGCUCAACUCCGCUAAGGCGGAGCUGGCGGACCAGCAGCGCGAGCAGCAGCGCGAGAUGGAGGGCAUCCUGGACGGCGUGCGCGCGCUGCGCCGCGAGAUACAGCUCGCGGACCUCGUGCUGGACUCCUACAUACCCAAGGAGUACCAGGCGUUGAUCGACAAAUACGUUCACUGGAACGAGCAGCUCGGCGAGUGGCAGGUGAAGUGCGUCGCCUACACCGGCAACAACAUGAGCGCGCCGCACCAGCGCCCGCAGCGCGCGCACAAGCACCAGGUGGAACCGCCAGAUCUAUCAGACCGCUACCUGUCGUACUCGAGUGCGAGCUCUCGGCCCGGCACCCGGCUGGCGCGCCCGCACUCCGCCGUGCCCAGGCCGCACUCCGCCGCGCUGCGCCAGAGACAAUGAACAUACUCUAUGAUACUCUUAAUCUAUGAAAAAUAGAUUACUUUUUAUCGCAUUCAAUAAUAGAAGCUUGAUUACUACCGACUUUGUAGAAGUUGGUAGAUUAAACAAAAAAGUAUUUAUGCUUAUUCAAAGAUAAGUAGACUUUGACUUCUGAAUUUAUUUGAAAAAGAGAUUUUUAUUAUUUUGUCUUGAUUGCGUGUAUUUUAGUAAAUUCGUUUUACUUUUCAUGUCUUUGUCUGUAACACUACUCGUAAUAAAUAACCAAAAUAAUUUUCGGAGUUUAUUUAAUUCUAUUGCCAGCUUUAAAAAUAAUGUUAUUUGCGAUUAUUCUAAUAAAAUUGCAUCUACAAGUUGGCGGCAAAAUGAUUCUCAUUUUAUGGAUAUUAUACUAGUCACAUUCCAAUGAGUAUUUUCCAAUAGAUGUAACUGUCAGUAUUAAUAUUUUUUUUUUACUCUUAACCAGUGAUUUUUAAAAUAAUCCAUUAAACCCGUUUAGGAUCCAAGGGAUCCCGGCAGCAGUGAUAAGCGGGAAAAAAAGUUAAGGGUUUUUUCUUUUUGGCUUUCACACCCAAGUGUAUUUAGCCACAAGGAAAAAAUUGGGAAUCUCUGGUCUAAAAUUAAAUGAAAGUGAUAAAAUAUUUUUAUUUUUAAUUAUGUUACCAUGACUUCAUUUUACGUUCGUGUUGUGUCUAAAUUGCUUUUUUUAUUUUUUUUGUGAUAUUUAGUUUUAAUGCAGUAUUGC
This is a messenger RNA of Papilio polytes (common Mormon), 2934 nucleotides long. It is a transcript of the gene Klp64D, whose product is annotated as kinesin-like protein KIF3A. Gene Ontology annotation, cellular component: microtubule. The record is from RefSeq and is a predicted model, not a curated record. NCBI's taxonomy places the organism in Eukaryota, Metazoa, Arthropoda, Insecta, Lepidoptera, Papilionidae. Bases 165 to 2192 code for a protein of 675 amino acids. Gene Ontology annotation, molecular function: ATP binding; plus-end-directed microtubule motor activity; microtubule binding. The transcript has 15 exons. Gene Ontology annotation, biological process: microtubule-based movement; mitotic cell cycle.